Messenger RNA from Ectocarpus sp. CCAP 1310/34, 1449 nucleotides. Lineage: Eukaryota; Phaeophyceae; Ectocarpales; Ectocarpaceae. The record is from the annotation of a GenBank genome assembly.
ACCGUGAAGAAAACCAAUUAUUCUUCACCAAACCCAAUACUGAUGUAGUAGGGCGCGGUAAAUGAGCCACGGGUAACGACUCGGAACGUUGCAGUAUUUUCGGUCUGUGAUGCUGUGCGAGACACGCUUCAUCCAGGCCGCAAACGCACACACGCGCGCGCGCGGCUGUCCGCAACGUAUUUUUUAUACAAAAUCGAGGACGUGUCCAGUAUAAAUUCGAAGGGAUCUUCAAGAGGGGACUAGUUGGUGUAUCUAACCCUCCGCUGGAGUUUCAAAUGCUGGUCUUGGAUUCGCUGUGGCCGGCGACUACAAGUACAACGCCGAAGACUCUCCUUACACAAUCCGUCCACGCCGUCCUUUCCCGUAACGUGCAACUCAUCUUUUCGGCCAUUUUUCUGGACGCGGCGCAGGAUAGUGCUGGAGGUGACUUCGACUAUUCUGCUUGGGCUCUCCACGUUGUUGGAUACCUCCGCAGGUAGACACUGAUCAGGGGGGGAUUCAUUCGCUUGCGAACACCGGAUCCACCGCAGGACGAGGUGUGAUCACAUCACGUUUGUUCAUCUCUUGGAGUAUUGAGUAGCCGAUUUUCCCGGUGAAGUUGGUGAUUGCAAAGCCACAAUCGUGAGCGGCUCCCCAUCUCCUUACAGUACCUCAUGAAGAAUUUGUUGACCAGAGUGACCGAUUUUUUUGGGAAGGUGAAAGUCUACGUCGUAGGCCAAGGUUGGUGCCGCUGGCGUGCUGGGUCGUUCUCGAAGACAUUGCCUGCCGCGAUAUUUGCUCCUGUUUCGGAGGGGUCGAUCUCACGCUACAGGAUUUGUCGAAUCGUGCGAUGCUGUAUGUCCUUGCAGUAGUCGAUUGGAUACGUUGGCGGUUCCCCCGUCAUUGCCGUGCCCUGGUCGACUCCGCAAUAUUAAUUUCGGAUGCAGCUGCUGACAGUUUUGUGUCAAUCUCACCACCCGCCCACCCAUCCCCUCUCAUUUGCCGUCUGUCCUGCGUACGCCGUUGGUUUCAGUUAAUGUAUGCCUGGACACGACGGACGACGACAGCUGCCAGAUUGAUGAUGGAUAUUUGUAAGCCCGCACCGAAUGUUAUGUUUUUGAUAUGCAAGACCCCAAACGUGUUUGAUGGUGGCUGGCGAGGCACCCGUUGAUGCUCGGCAUUGCUCGUUGCCGGAGGAUUGAGUUACCUUGCAGGAUGUAAUUUUGCAAUUUUCUAGGUGAUGGUCGCUCCAAGAUCGGCGGUAUUCAUUAUUAUCUAAUCUCCGGUACCCGUUGGUCGGGAAACGUUUAACGCUGCGCAGUAUUGUUGAGAUCAGAGCAUUUGUUAAGGUAUUUAUUCACGCAUUUUCACGCGCUUCCUGCAAAACAACACCGCCGCACGACUAAGAGAGCAAGACUUGAUACGUUACUUGGUGUACGCAACAUUCCCCCAGGAACCUUUUUUCCUGCG